CCGCUAUGCGCGCUCGACACGAGCUGGACACACCUUGACGGUGGAGCUACAUGUGCGGCCAAAAGUGUCCUCGCUGGAAAACCUGGAAAUUUCAAACGGACUUUAUUUGCUGAUAGACUGACCAUUCCAUCUGAAAGCUCCGUUUCUGGUUACCUUGGAGCGAAACGAGACAGGACCAUCAUGAGCAGAAGAACACGACGGUGGAUAUUUCACAUUUUCCUUAGUCUCGGAAUAAUCUACUUGAAAAUGGGGGGAUUCUCCACCGUGCUGGCGCUGGGAGCGAGCAUCAUAUGCAGCAAGAUCCCGGGACUGGCGCCCAGGCAGCGCAUCAUCUGUCAGAGCCGGCCGGACGCGCUCAUCGUGAUCGGACAGGGCGCGCAGAUGGGCAUCAACGAGUGCCAGUUCCAGUUCAAGCACGGCCGCUGGAACUGCUCCGCGCUCGGCGAGAGGACCGUCUUCGGAAAAGAGCUGAGAGUGGGCAGUAAAGAGGCUGCGUUCACGUACGCCAUCAUCGCAGCAGGAGUGGCUCAUGCCGUCACAGCCGCCUGCACGCAGGGAAACCUCAGCGACUGCAGCUGUGACAAAGACAAGCAGGGCUUCCACGGUCACGCCGACGGCUGGAAAUGGGGCGGCUGCUCGGCAGACAUCCACCACGGCCUGGGCUUCUCCAAAGUCUUUAUGGACGCCAGAGAGAUCAAACACAGCGCCAGGACGCUUAUGAAUCUGCAUAACAACGAAGUAGGGCGAAAGGUCCUGGAGAGGAACAUGCGGCUGGAGUGUAAAUGCCACGGUGUGUCUGGAUCCUGCACCACCAGAACCUGCUGGAUGACCCUCCCCAAGUUUCGCGAGCUCGGCUACAUCCUCAAAGACAAAUACAGCCACGCUGUCCACGUGGAGCCGGUCAAAGCCACGCGCCACAAGCGGCCCACUUUCCUCAAGAUCAAAAAGCCCUACUCGUACCGCAAGCCCAUGGACACGGAUCUGGUGUACAUCGAGAAAUCGCCCAGCUACUGCGAGGCGGACCCCGUGACGGGCAGCGUGGGCACUCAGGGCCGGGUGUGCAAUAAGACACUGGUGCACCAUCCCAACGGCUGUGAGCUGAUGUGCUGCGGCCGCGGAUACAACACACACCAGUAUUCACGCGUCUGGCAGUGCCACUGCAAGUUCUUCUGGUGCUGCUACGUCAAAUGCAACACUUGCAGCGAGAGGACAGAGGUGUACACAUGCAAAUGAGCGAUGCUUAUGGACCGUUUGACCUAAUUUUUGAGAGGGCCUUUCAUCCUGACAUUACUGUAAAAGAUGACUUAAUCAGGUGGCAUUUGUUCUUUUGCACAAGACCUUACUACAGAUAUGCUUCCUUCACUUUAAUGGAAGAACAUAAAGAUUUGUCUGGAGAAAGAAUUGCGUGAGACGGAACGUGGAACUAAAAAGUGUAAACUACUGUACUUUUGAUGCCACCGAGUUUUCUCCGCUUUCUUCACUAAAUCUAGAGCGUUACUCCAGUCUGCAGGAUCCUGAAGCUGUCUGGAUUAAAAUAAGGCUCUCUUGUCUUUUACCUGCUGUAAAACCCAUUACAACUGCACCUUGAUUUAACCAGCGGCGCUACUGGGUCAUGGACGUCUUGCAGACAUGCAGUGAAGCUUACAGAGAUAUUAACAAAUAGAUCAAAACAGCAUGGUUCCAGAAGUAAAUUGAGAUUUUAAUUUGAUUUCUAAAGAAAAUUCCUAAAGAGAAAAUGAAUGGGGAAGUACUCCUGGAACCAAGGUUGCUGAAAAUAUGCACGAUCACUGUUGUGCUCUGUUGUGAAAUUCUUCCAAACUGAUUUUAUUUAUUUAUUAAAAAACAAUGUUGUUAACUGUAAUUAAUGAGACACUGGAAAGAAAUAGUGGAUCUGCAUCCCUUUAUGAAUACACUGAGAUUUUGUAUCUUCUGAAAGUAUAGCUUUUUUAGUUUACAUAAUGCAUUGUUAAAAAAACAAGCAAUAUUUUUUUCUAUGAGAAAUUUCCUGUAUGCUGCUAGUCUGGAAUAAUCACAU
Molecule: messenger RNA, 2035 nt
Organism: Sinocyclocheilus rhinocerous
Lineage: Eukaryota; Metazoa; Chordata; Actinopteri; Cypriniformes; Cyprinidae
Gene: wnt7ab
Product: wingless-type MMTV integration site family, member 7Ab
Exons: 4
Coding region: 181-1233 (350 amino acids)
Biological process (GO): multicellular organism development; positive regulation of JNK cascade; cell fate commitment
Cellular component (GO): extracellular region
Molecular function (GO): cytokine activity; frizzled binding
Source: RefSeq, a predicted model, not a curated record